This is a messenger RNA of Odontomachus brunneus, 2274 nucleotides long. RefSeq names its product ubiquitin thioesterase OTU1 (gene Yod1). Gene Ontology annotation, cellular component: cytosol; nucleus. Gene Ontology annotation, biological process: endoplasmic reticulum unfolded protein response; protein deubiquitination. The coding region runs from base 277 to 1206 and encodes 309 amino acids. The transcript has 4 exons. NCBI's taxonomy places the organism in Eukaryota, Metazoa, Arthropoda, Insecta, Hymenoptera, Formicidae. The record is from RefSeq and is a predicted model, not a curated record. Gene Ontology annotation, molecular function: cysteine-type deubiquitinase activity; protein binding.
GAGAAAGACAUAGUCACCCGACCAUAUUCUGUCCCGUUUACGGCCGCUCGUACGAUGACCCGCUGUUAGUUAUCGCUGGCGCUACCGCGGUUAUCGCGUCAACAAUGUACCUUUGUGAGUGCUCAUGAUUGAUCGUUCAGCUGUGACGACGAGGAGCACGACAACGUCGACGACGACGACGACGUGGUGGUGGAGGAGGACUAGGGUCCCGUGGGGUGCACGGAACAGCUGAUUGACGCUAACUCCACAAAUCGUGCAAGAUCUUGUUAGGUCGCAAUGGCAGGUUUUGUGCUUCGGGUGAAAACAAAGUCAGGUCAAAAGGUCGUCAAUGGUCUUACCCCUCAGGACAAGACGUUCCAACUGAAGACGAAGCUUGCAGAACUCACUGGAGUGCCUGUUACCGCUCUUCAGGUGCUCGUCGGCUUCCCACCGAAACCCAUCAACCUGGACACCGAUAUUACCAUCGACCGCAUCGGCAUUGUCUCUGGGGACACUCUGAUUGUCGAGGAGAAGCGGAUUAUGUUCAAUGGAGAGGAGCAAAGAUUCGACGAUUAUAGCCGAUCACACAUAGUCGAUCAAGAGAGCUUCAUGGAUGCUCCUGGUGUUCUGAUGAAGAAAGUUGUGCCUGCUGAUAAUUCCUGCCUCUUCACUAGUGUAGGCUACGUCCUGAAUGGAAAAGUCGAUACCAGUUGUGCCAGCUUCAUGAGAGAAAUCAUAGCUAACGCAGUGGCGGCUGACCCAGAGGAAUAUUCGGAGGCAUUUCUGGGUAGACCCAACGCCGAGUACUGCAAGUGGAUCCUCAAGCCCGACUCUUGGGGCGGCGCCAUCGAGCUGUCGAUUCUGUCCAAGUUUUACGGCUUGGAAAUCGCGGUGAUCGACAGUAUCAACGCGAUCAUCAAUAGAUUCGGCGAGGACCAGCAUUACACUCAGAGAGUCUUUCUCAUAUUCGACGGGAUCCAUUAUGAUCCGCUUUAUCUAGAGCCGCUCGAUGGCGGCUGUAUUCAAACGAUCUUCCCCACCGAUGAUGAGAGGAUGUUAUUGGAGGCUGCUGAACUCGCACGAGAGGCGAGAUCGAGUCGUCAAUUCACGGACGUGCAGAAGUUCACGCUGAUUUGCAAUGACUGCAAGAUCAGACUUAACGGACAGAUAGCGGCGCAGCAGCACGCAAAGGAUACCGGCCACAAGAACUUCGGCGAAGUAGCGUAGCCGUGUCGCUCCGCCGAUAAUCCCUCUGGUGAUAGCUAUCCUUGACCCUAAACAGUAUAAACAAUCUCGAGCACUCGCUUUCGACACACAGAUAUCUCGAAAAUUUGUUCGUCAUCAUGUCUCAUUGUUUCGUUGUUGAAAUUUUUCAAUUAUAUUUUUAUUAUUAUUAUAAAUCGCCGCGUAUUCUUCAUUCGAGCGACGGAAGUUUUCGUUAUCUGUUACAACUUCUCGUAUGCAAAUUGAAUGUACGAAAUCUUAGAAUUAUAAAUACGAUAUGAUGCUCGAAAGUACGAUUAAAAAAUAAGAGAGAAGGAAAUUGUAUGUAUAUCUGUUGAUUUUAUUUAAUUAAAAUGAAAUUUAAUUCGAAAGCUUUAUAUAGUUUGUCAUCCGGACGUUCGAAUUCAAUUUAAAAGAUUUAGGAACUCUGGUGCUUCAAAAAUAUCAGAUCAUAAGUGAGAUCUUCAAGUUCGAAGUGCAUUGAACUUCAAUACAGUAGAGACGUUAUAAAAAUUUUACGAAAGUUCUCAAGCAUAAUAUAAAUAUAUAUCUCCUCUUAUAUACAUAUAUAUAUACACGCUCAAUUUCAUGCAGAUUUAUUUUUCUAAUGCAUGAAAACGUAAUGCUGUAAAUAGUAAUACGUGAUUAAUUUCUGCAAAUAAUAUAAUACAAAUGUAGUUAGUGCGCAUACGAGAUAUAUUAUUUUUAUAAAUUAUAUUCUAAAUUAUAUAAUUCUCUCUAUAAUUGACAUAUAUUCUCCCUAGGUAUUCUCUUAAUGAACGAAUUAUAACAUUCUUCGUGUUAUUAUAAGCGUACUUAUGCAAAAAAACGUUGUUGCACGCGUAUUAGCAAUAAUAUUUAAAAAAUAUUUUAUACUGUUUAGGAUUAAGGGAUCGCUGGCGUAAAUAAGCGCAAUAACCUAACGAAAGAAGCUAACGACAAUGUUUUUUACUCGAGUGAGACGCUUGCAAAUAGCAAAUACUUUUCUUGUCAUUAGCGUAAAUCGUAUCCCGUGCAAUUUACAGGAUUGUUAAUACGCAUAAUAUACACAGAUUAUUGAUUUUGACUAAA